CGAGACGACGCAUGGAAGAAUGCCAAACUAACAUAUGCAAACAAGCGCACGACAUAUACACAAAUAAGAAAUCGGCAGAUUAUAAAAUGGCGCGUGCAACAAGAACAGCUGUUAUUGUUUACAGACGAACCUUUUCUAUAGUGUGUACGAGUUGAGAUUGAUAUAAUAUUUUUACGUGACGAACAACCAAGAUCUGCGAGUUUUUUCGUAGAAGGUUAAAAUAAAGUGAAAUGCAUCCUAUGAAAAAUAGAAAAGCAUAAAUUGCCACGAUGACGGAUGAGUUUCAACGGUAAAAUAGUUUGUGUGUAGAGUGGUGGCAGUGGCAGCGGUGUUGUAACAGUGGUGGAUAUGAUACUGUAGGUAUUCAAGGAAAAGAAAUUCUUAAUGGAAAAAUUAAUCAGAUUCAUGGGUACGCUACCGAUGAUAAUCAUCGAGCGACUGGAAAUCGAACUCUUUUGGAGUAUUUUCCACGAGAAGCGAGAAAAUUAAAACACGUCUGUCAAAGCAAGAGAAACGAAAGGAGAAUACUGGACAAUUUUCUACGAUUAAAAGAUGACCAAAUAUCGUUCAGUAUUGCAACGAGUCUCCAGUGAUAAUCGUCGUAUCUACUACUUGUAUGAGGAAUCACCAUGAAUGCCAGAACUCAAUUAUUCGAAUUAAGUAUGGAGGGCAGACAAGUGGAUGAAGCAGUUGCAAGUAUUUUUCAUAGUGUUCUUUUUCAUCGGAGUCUUGGUAAAUUUAAGUACAAACAAGAAGGCAGCUAUUCAGUAGGUACAGUCGGAUACCAAGAUGUCGACUGUGACUUUAUUGAUUUUACUUAUGUUUGUUGUUCCUCGGUACACCUGGAUCAAACUUUGAAACGCGAAAUAUCAGGCUUUUCUGAAGCCUUACGUUCUACCGAUAGUCCAGGUUCUGGCCAGAUAUCCCUGGAAUUCUUUCAAAAGAAGAAAAAUCGUUGGCCUUUUCAACCAGAAUGCAUACCGUGGGAAGUAUGGACUGUACGUUUGGAACUUAUAAAAUUAGCAACAGAGCAUGAGAGACAGAUAUGCAGGGAAAAGGUUGGCGAUCUUUUAACGGAUAAGAUUCUAUAUAUAACGGAAGUAAUGAAUCGACACGAUUAUCUCCCUAAAAUGCCGAACCAAGCCGAAUUGGAUCUGAUCUUUGAUACAUCGUAUCCAGAUAUUCAACCAUAUUUGUUUAAAUUAUCCUUUACAACGUCUAGUCCAUCGAGUACAACAAUGGGUAACACAAUGAAAAAAUUGAUCAAAGAGACAUUAUCUAUUUAGUUAUAAUAGUUUGCGAAGACUCGUUAGCGCAAUGCGUUUGCAACGCGAAUUAUAAUAUUUUAAAUAAAGAAGCUUAACAAUCAGUGUUUAACAACCGAAGAAUUUUACGUUCUCCUCGUCGAAUCAAGUUUAUUCUUUUUCAUUUGACCGUUUUCGCAUAAAACUGAUUUGUAUUUUGUAUGUUUCUGAUUCUCUCACGAUUGUUAAACAAAGAUUGGAGAUUAAAGACUAGAGAUUAAAGGCGCAAAGAACCGUGUGGUUCUUUUGCAUGUUUUAACGAAACCAUUUUUUGGCUUCUAUCCACAUUAGUUCUGUACCAAGAAUGCGCAUUGGAAAUGAAACAACAAAAUAAUACCUGAAAUAAUUACGAUUGUUUAGACACGAAAAAUUGAUUAAUUUUUUCUGGUAGAAAGGAAACGGAUGGUGUAUAUAAUAAUAUAAAAUAAUUAUGUUUUACUUUUUUAUUAGAAUUGUUUGUUCUGCGUAGGGGAUCUGUUACUUCAUCUUCCACUAUUCAAUUAAAUGGUAAAUGUUCCUCUGUUGUUUUAGAAAUUCAAAUUCAUUCGUAUUCCUUCCGUUUCUGUAAAACAUUAAUAACAUAACAGAUCUUUAGACACGAUUGUUCUUAUUUUUCUAAAAGUCUCGUUGUAAUAAUAAAAAGGUUAAUUGUAGAUACAUAUAACAGUACACGCUGUUUGUUUCAGAAACAAAAAAAACCAGCAGCAAUUAAUUUAUUUUAGUGGAUUAUGCCUUCUUUGUUGUAUGUAUUUGAACGAUUACAGUGUUACACCAGAUAUUGUUGAUUCUUGUGGAUCUAAAAAUUACAUUUCAUCAACAUUGCGACAUAUAGAUUGAGAAAAAUAAUUUAAAUGAGAAUGUUAUCUGCUACCACAAUUAAUGCAGUAAUUGAAUGACUACUGCAGAUAAUGAAUAGUUUAAUUUGUAUUUACAAGAUUGGAACGUGCGCGUCAUUUACAAUUCACACAUAUAAAUAAGGAAAACAAGAUUUGUUGUUGAAUCGUAUCACAACGUUUCUUAUUUAAUUUGAUUAUUAAAUAUUACAUAUUCCGUGUACCAAACAGUGAAAUAAGUAAGUGAAUAACAAUAGUAAACUACAGUGUAUGAUUUGGCAUAUUAUAGUGUAAUAUGAUGUGAUAUGAUAUGGUAUGAUAUGGUAUGAUAUGGUAUGAUAUGGUAUGAUAGGGUAUGUUAUGAUUCGGUAUGACAUGGUAUAGUAUGAUAUGAUAUGGUCUGGUGUGUUAGAGGAAAUUUGAACUUAUGGCAUUCAAAGAAUUACGAAUUAUUUGUACGAAGACAUUUGAAGUAUGUAGUUUGUAAAAAGUUUUCGAAAAUUUCAUGCCUUCGUACAAAAUUUUUAUAAUAGCAAAGAAAUGAUUAAAAACUAGUAAGUAAACUGUAUAAUAGCGCGUAUUGAAUGAAAGCGAUAAAGCUGUUGUUUAUUAAUUCAAAGCGUAUUUUGAACAUUUUGCGAUCACGUAACGAAUGAAAGUUAGAGUAACCGAGUAAACGAAUUGAGAAAAAUGGAACUCGAAGGGGCUUCGGUCUUUACAGCAAGAAUUUUGAACAAGUUAGAGGAGUGUAUGAAAUAGUAUUGUAAAUAGAAAAAUACUUGAAAAUUUUAAUUAUCAUGAAAAUAACUUAUACUUCGAGACCUGUUUUUUCCUUUUUGUAUGACCAAUUGAUUGUCAAAACUAUAACAAAACAUGCUUUCGUUUUUCUUUAUAUAUUUCCUAUAAUGUAACUGUUAGCGAUCUGUUCCAAUGUUUGUUUAAAUGCCUUUAACACUAGAACUACCAAGCAGUCAAAUUGACUUCCUUUUAUUUUUCUGGAGACAUCAUAAGAGUGUAUUUAUUGAGAUUUUUAUUAACAUAUAUUUUAGUUCGCACAACAUCAAAUCAAGUUACUUGGUAAUUUCUCUCAGAAACGCUUGUCUCUUCUCAAUAAUUGAAAAGGAAAAAGAAAUCAAAAAUACCUCAUUUUGAUCUAUCUGGUAGCUUUAGUGUUAAAUUCAUCGCAGCGUUUGCAUCACAUCGCACCGCAUUGCAUCGCAACGUGUGCAUCGCAUCGCAUCGCAUCGCAUCGAAUCGAAUAUCAUAAUUGUAACACAUAAAUUUUCAGGGCAAAACAAUUUUCUGAAUUAAUUGAUUUCAAAUCUGCACGGAAUCGUACAUGCCGUGCACUGUUAUAAUUCACAAUAAAUGCACAACUUUUGUGGAAGGUGAAUCGUCCUGAAGAUUAUAGAAUAUUGUAUAAUGAGAAUGUCAUGCGACGUUGGUUGUAUAUCAAAAUGAAUGCGCAUAUGCAAUCGGGAUACGGUAAUCAUGAAGCCUGAGAUGCGGGUCAAAUUCAAGGAAACAGACGCGUUCUUCUUCACGAGUUUGAUAUUUUUAUACGGUCAUCGAUUUUCCGACUGUUAUUUCAACGAUACACACAUGCGCAUCAUAUAUAUUUUUGGCGAAUCGUUGCAUAUACUGUACGCUGUAUACUAUAAAUUGCAUAUUGUAUACUGCACACUGUAUAUACCGUAUAUUAUAUAUUGAGCAUUGUAGAAAUUCCAAUGAAAGAUUUAAUCAAUCAAUAAGAAAAUAAGAAAAUAAGAAAAAUCAAGCAAACGCAACAAAAAUUGAUUCGACCACACCGUUAUAAAGUGCUACCAGCUUUUCAAUGAGACUGGGAUUAUUCAAUAUGAAGAGAUGUGUGUGAGAAAAAAAAAGUAUUCGGGAAGAAGGAAGAGUCGUGCAAAUGAAGGAAAACAUUUAAGUGUACAGGUGCAAUGAACAAUUUUUGAAACACUUGCAUAAGGAUGUAUUUAUGUUUCGAUUCAAAUGAUUGUACAUAUGUUCAAAAAUACACAUACAUAAGGCAGGUAAACACGAAUAAGAAAUAGUUGAUAAUAGAGAUGCGUUGAUAACAAGGUAUUACGUAUACAUCUAUAUAGAUAGAAUAGCGACAAAAACGUUGCUUAGCUGUACAAUGAGGUAAUGGAAAUGCUUUACACUCUAUGAUUUAUCACGAGAAUCAGGCGGAUAAACGAUUUAAUAAAUUACUUUAUUUUAUAA
Nomia melanderi (Alkali bee) is the source of this 4366-nucleotide messenger RNA. It is a transcript of the gene Atg101, whose product is annotated as autophagy-related protein 101. Gene Ontology annotation, molecular function: protein kinase binding. The record is from RefSeq and is a predicted model, not a curated record. Gene Ontology annotation, biological process: autophagy; autophagosome assembly. Gene Ontology annotation, cellular component: Atg1/ULK1 kinase complex; phagophore assembly site. Lineage: Eukaryota; Metazoa; Arthropoda; Insecta; Hymenoptera; Halictidae.